AUGCACUACCCAGAUAUGCUGCGCUUGUGUGAGGCUGCACCGCUUGUCUUGAAGAUGCGAGAAGCGAUGGCUGCACGAACAAUCGGGGAAGCGGAGGUGUUGGCGUGGAGCUCGAGUAUUCGCCGGGUGUUCAUGCCACCUACAGAGCUGAAGCCAUCGCCAUCCGACACAGACCAGAUCUCGACAUUGCUGCAGCAUGUACAGCACCAAACAGAGAAGAUUGAAGUACUUAUCCUGCAAAACAAGCGGCUAGAAGAGCGACUGUUAGCAGUAGAGAAUCAUAUGCAAGUACCUGUGUCCACCUCGUCUCAGGAUCCGCCAAGCGUACGUGCAUCGUCUUCAGCAGCAGAAGGCCAGUCGACGACAAAGGUUGCUCGAGCUAAGAAGAAAGGGUCGCAAUCCUUGGCUGCGAUAUGGUUCGAGUGGUUUACCGCUGAGCCUCGAGUGUAUGCUUCGCCUGUCGUAAAGAAGACAACGCUCUACGAAUUUAGACAUAUCACAGGCUACAUGAUGCUCUUCUUACCGACGGGCUUUGCCCUGGAUGUAGCCUCUCCAGCUUACAAAGACAAACAACAAAAGCUACACUCUUACUUACAAUUUUUGCUUUGA
Messenger RNA from Phytophthora nicotianae INRA-310, 609 nucleotides. RefSeq lists its product as hypothetical. NCBI's taxonomy places the organism in Eukaryota, Oomycota, Peronosporomycetes, Peronosporales, Peronosporaceae. The record is from RefSeq and is a predicted model, not a curated record. The coding region runs from base 1 to 609 and encodes 202 amino acids. The transcript has a single exon.